Talaromyces atroroseus is the source of this 1536-nucleotide messenger RNA. RefSeq lists its product as hypothetical. Gene Ontology annotation, biological process: mitochondrial respiratory chain complex III assembly. Gene Ontology annotation, cellular component: mitochondrial inner membrane. The transcript has a single exon. The record is from RefSeq and is a predicted model, not a curated record. NCBI's taxonomy places the organism in Eukaryota, Fungi, Ascomycota, Eurotiomycetes, Eurotiales, Trichocomaceae. Bases 1 to 1536 code for a protein of 511 amino acids.
AUGUGGACAAGUGAGAACGGAACCACAGUUCGACAGACAUCUGAACGAUUAGAUAGCGUUAGCAUCGAACGGCCCAAGACCACCCCUACCCUGUCAGACGAGCGAAACCGUGAGAUUCUGAGUGCCCAGCAUGCGCAAAUCAAAAAGAUGUCAAGCAGUCCGGGGGUCUAUAUAUGGGGGUCGAAUAGUCAUCGUGUCGUGGACCCAGAUUCGAGCGAAACGAUAAUUAAACAACCCCGCCGAUUGCGCUACUUCGAGGGUCAACUUCUCAGAGAUAUCAAGCUACAACAAACUUCAGGCGCUGCUGUUACUGCAAAUGGUGAUUUGGUCCAGUGGGGCAAGGGCUAUUCAGAUACUGAUUUCCAACCGGUUCCAACUUUAACUGGGAAGAAGUUGGUUUCGAUAAGAAUGUCACGAGACAGGAUCAUAGCCCUUUCUUCUAGUGGAAAUGUAUAUUCUCUACCGAUCUCAAAGGCCGACCAACAGUCGGGACCCAAACCAUCUGAAAGUUACUGGUUUCCAGGAUGGUCUUCGAAGUCUCAAAUUAGUUACCGGCAACUCAACCCACGGCUAGGUCUGGGUGAGAAAGUCACUUCGAUCAGCAGUGGUUUGGAACACGUGUUACUCCUUACAAACUCUGGUCGUGUUUUCUCUGCUGCUGCUGCUACCGAAUCUUAUCCGUCGAGAGGUCAAUUGGGAAUACCCGGGCUGACUUGGGCAACCCGUCCCAAAGGGCCUGUAGAUCUUUGCCAUGAACUAUCAUCCAUAAAGGGCUCCAAGAUUAUUCAAAUAGCCAGCGGAGACUUUCAUUCCCUGCUACUUGACAAGGAUGGCCAUGUGUUCGUUUUCGGAGAUAACUCCUUUGGACAGUUGGGACUUCAAUACGAUCCCACGUCCCCAGUAAUUGAUACGCCAACAGUGAUGCCUACGAAAGGAAUGUAUUCAAGCAAAAAUUGGUCUGCUCGGAUCUCAAGUAUCGCCGCUGGCGGUCUCACCAGUUUUUUGACCGUUGAUGCAGUACAAAAGGCCCCUUCCAACGGCUCUUCGACACUUACCACUAAGCAGGGUACUCUGAGUAUUGAUACGUGGGCUUUCGGAAGAGGCAUUCACGGGGCACUCGGUACUGGAAAAUGGACUCAUAUCCAAGACAGUCCAUAUAAAGUAAAGACACUCAGUGAUCUGCACGAAUUUGACGAAAAGACAAAAAUGCUUCAGCCAAUUCGUCCCGUCCAGAUGGCCAUCGGAGCCACGCAUGCUGCCGCCGUGCUGGGAAAUAAUGCGCACCCAAACACGGCCAAAAAGUCGUCAAUUGCUGACAUUGCAUGGGGUCAGGAUACUUUGUGGUGGGGAGGCAAUGAAAGCCUUCAACUGGGCACUGGCAAGAGAAGCAAUCUUCCUACCCCGGCACAUAUACUUCCUCCGCCGGAUCUCGUGACUGCGACGUCUCUUGACGAGGCUCGUUUCCAGAUAAUUCCUGGCAAACAACGAAUUGAGUGUGGUAGGCAAGUAACAGCUGUCUUUUCCGUAAAAGUUUGA